This is a messenger RNA of Lepisosteus oculatus (spotted gar), 3956 nucleotides long. RefSeq names its product myotubularin 1 (gene mtm1). Gene Ontology annotation, biological process: mitochondrion distribution; muscle cell cellular homeostasis; negative regulation of autophagosome assembly. The record is from RefSeq and is a predicted model, not a curated record. Lineage: Eukaryota; Metazoa; Chordata; Actinopteri; Semionotiformes; Lepisosteidae. Gene Ontology annotation, molecular function: phosphatidylinositol-3-phosphate phosphatase activity; phosphatidylinositol-3,5-bisphosphate 3-phosphatase activity. Gene Ontology annotation, cellular component: cytoplasm; membrane.
CGCGGUCACAUGACUGGUAGCGAAGUCCCAGCAGCGGUGCAGAAACAGAGGCAGUGGCAAGGAGAUAGGACUGAUUCGCAGGUUUCUGGUGUCGCCUUAGCAGACUCCUGAGUUAUGGCUUCGGCUUCUAUACCAGCAUAUAAUUCAAACUCCCUGGAAAACAAUUCCAGUAAAAAUGCCUCAAGGGAAAGUCUGAAAAUGGAAACACUAGCAGAUGUCCCCCUUUUGCCUGGAGAAGAAAGAGUUAUAGACAAAGACAUCAUCUAUAUUUGUCCUUUCAAUGGAGCAGUAAAAGGGAAAGUGUUCAUUACAAAUUACAGACUUUUCUUCAGGAGUAUUGAAGUGGACCCCCCGGUGACUCUUGACGUGCCUCUCGGAGCCAUCAGCCGCGUGGAGAAGAUGGGAGGCGCAUCCAGCAGAGGUGAAAACUCCUAUGGCCUGGACAUCACCUGCAAGGACAUGAGGAACCUGAGAUUUGCCCUGAAACAAGAAGGACACAGCAGAAGAGACAUAUUUGAAAUCCUUUUCCGAUACGCCUUCCCCCUCUCUCAUGGUCUGAUAUUAUUUGCGUUUCUAAGCCAGGAGAAGUUUCCGGAAAAUGGCUGGAAUGUUUACAAUCCUAUGCAGGAGUAUCGCCGGCAGGGAUUACCCAACAAAACAUGGAGGAUAACCUUUCUGAACAAUAAUUAUGAGCUGUGUGACACAUACCCCACGAUCCUUGUUGUGCCUUACACCGCCUCAGACGAGGACCUACGAAAAGUGGCUGUGUUUCGAUCCAGGAAUCGGAUACCGGUCCUGUCCUGGAUUCACCCGGAGAACCAGGCGGUGAUCAUGCGCUGCAGCCAGCCCCUAGUGGGCAUGAGCGGCAAGCGCAACAAGGACGACGAGCGCUACCUGGACACCAUCCGAGAGGCCAACGGGCAGACCAGCAAGCUGACCAUCUUCGACGCCAGGCCCAACGUCAACGCCGUGGCCAACAAGGCCACCGGAGGAGGGUACGAAGGAGACGACGCCUAUCAGAAUGCCGAGCUGGUCUUCCUGGACAUCCACAACAUCCAUGUCAUGAGGGAGUCCUUGAAGAAGCUGAAGGACAUUGUCUAUCCCAACGUGGAGGAGUCCCACUGGCUCUCCAGCCUAGAGUCCACGCACUGGCUGGAGCACAUCAAGUUAGUCCUGGCUGGUGCUAUCCAGGUGGCAGAUAAGAUUUCGUCUGGGAACUCCGUGGUGGUGCACUGCAGCGAUGGGUGGGACCGCACAGCCCAGCUCACCUCCCUGGCCAUGCUGAUGCUGGACAGCUUCUACAGGACUCUGACCGGCUUUCAAGUGCUGGUCCAGAAGGAGUGGAUCAGCUUCGGUCACAAGUUCAGUUCUAGAAUCGGUCAUGGUGACAAGAACCACGCAGAUGCAGACAGGUCUCCGAUUCUGCUCCAGUUUAUCGACUGUGUAUGGCAGAUGACCAAGCAGUUUCCCACAGCUUUCGAGUUCAACGAGCAGUUCCUGAUCACCAUUCUAGACCACCUUUACAGCUGUCGAUUUGGAACGUUCUUGUACAACUGUGAAAGUGCAAGAGAUGCCAAUGAAGUGAAAACGAAGACGGUCUCUCUGUGGUCUAUGAUCAAUAGUGACAAGUCGAAGUACUUGAAUCCCUUCUACACAAUGGAGUGCAACCGGGUUCUAUAUCCUGUAGCCAGUAUGCGCCAUCUAGAGUUGUGGGUGUCUUACUACAUCCGGUGGAAUCCACGAAUAAGACAGCAGCAGCAGAACCCAGUGGAGCAGCGCUACAGGGAGCUCCUGGCACUGCGCGAUCAGUACCUCAAGAAGCUGGAGGAGCUGCAGCUGUCCGACUCUGGAAGGAUCGCCAACAAUUCCACCAGCUCUCCCGCCUCUCCCACCCAGAUCGUCCAGCACAUACAGACUCAGUUCUGAGAGGAGACCCCCGCCCCCCAUCCGUCCUCAGGGAGUGUGUAGAUGAAAAUGCAAUAAGUCACAAUACAGCCUUCACGUCACUAGACUGUUUCAAAGCCUUAAACUCAUUUCCUCGGGGGCAUCUUGAAGUGAAAGCUCAUAGCUCUUCACGUGGCUCAAAGCUAUUCCCACACCUUUUCGUCUCAUCCUGAAUUUAGUCAUUUACACUUUGAAGCGAAAUAUUAAAUUUGUCUUCCAGUAAUCAGAGACGCAGGCUAUAAGGCUGGAUGGGAUAGAAGUAAUUAACGAGGAGGGAAGAUUGCUAAAUGUUCACGUGUACAGAUGUGUAGUACAGUGCUGCACAAAAGUGUCUUUUUCUGGAUUCGAACACGACGGAUCAAAUAGGGCUGUUGGAGGAGGAGACCGAACGCUUAAAAAUGCCUCCUUGAAUUUCAAAAACAAGAAAAAGAGUGUGAAUGCUUAACGGUAACGUCAAAACCACGCAGUAAAAGUUAUUUGCGCUGCUUGCCGGGAGAAGGGAAUGCUCUGUUUCACCAUUCUCCUACCUGUUGAUGACCAGCAAGCCUGAAAAAUGAAUCUAUGCUUCCUUCACUUGACAUACGCUUCCUGACUGCUCCUGGAAAGAGCUGUUCGGGAUUAUGGGGCACUCCUGUCUGGCAGCUCACUGUUCGUUGGGGAAUUUAUCAAGUCAAUCCGAAGAGCCAUCAGCUUUUAUUGUAAAGACGUCUAGGAUCUGGGUUACAUUUAUUCUGUGCCUUGAUUAUCUUGGGGGAUCCACUGAAAAUAGAUUAUCCUGAUGGAGAAAUUCAAUGAGGAACUGUUUCAGAAAAACACACUGCUGGCUGGAAAGGAUUUCCCAAUGAAGUGUAACCUGUUAUUUGUACUGCUUACGGUAAUAUGAAUGACUGAACUUCAUCAGCAUUUGAAGACUGUAACACGAGCAUCUGCUGUUGAACUGGAGAAGGCAGCAUCACUGCAAUUAUUUUGGAAAAAUGAUUUCUGUACUUUUUUUUUUAAUUCACACGUACAGUAACUCUGUAAUUACCUCAGAAAGCCUAUUUUACUGUUUGAAUUUCUAUAGUUUGUUGUAAAAUAUAAUUAUUUUAUUUAGUGUAAAGCUCGGCUGUUUUAUAAGAAGAAAGAUUUAAAAAAAAAAGUUGUUCUUUAAAACAAAAAUUUCUUUUGCCUGCUUUUUGUUUUACUCGACAGAUUUCAUUUCUGUUUUUCUUGUUGGCAUUUUCAUCGUUUUGAAUCAGAUAUAUGGCUGGACUCCGGUGAUUUUUUUUUUUAAUUUGAGGAGAACAGCAUCUUUGACUUCUUUCUUAGAUAGUUUUCUUUAUUGGUUUUAACAUGUAUGUCUACAAUAGGAUUCUAGUUACAUAAGCUUCUGUUUUAUCUUAUAGAGAAAAUUAAACUAUAUAUAUAUAUGCUCUAAUGUUAGGUAGUCCUCAAUUCUGUAAAUAAUUCUAAUUAAGUUAAAGUUCAGAAACCUAGCUUGCGUGAUUACCUUGAGGAGCUGAAGCUUUAUGGCUGUAGAGAUCCAAGAGGCCCAGACAAGUGUACCGUAGAGGACCCUUGAAUACCAUAACUGCUUUUUUUAACCUCCUUCUCUUCAAAAAUAAAAUCUGCUGUCUUUUAUGCACUGAUCUUUAGAAUGCUUUAGGUUAAGCAGCAGAGACUUUGUACCGAUUGUGAUGUAAAUGGAGUAUUUGUAAAACUGCUGCCAAAUUAAGAUAUUAAUUUGUUUGUCUCUCUAUUUUUUUUGUGGGGGAGGAAACACAGAGCAAAAUAACUGGUAACUUUUUGAAAGGGUUUACCUUCCUAAAACUUAAACGGAUACUUGAGGAACAGAGACCCGAGUGAGAACUAUCAGGUUGUGACUGAACUUUGCUCUGCAGUCUUUUCUCCGUCCCUCAGACCAGGGUAGUUGUAAUACCAAGAUGUACCACAUUGGGGGGGAUUGUUUAAGGACAUUAACAUUUUUUAUUCCUGAAAGAGGGGAAGGGGAAAUAAACAGUUCACAGAAAGAA